AUGGUUGCUUACAAAUUUGAAAUGUGGUAUUUCGAAACUGAGCCACUUUUUAAGGAUCGCCAGUCUACGGCGUCGUCCAACACGCGAAUUAAGGAAUUUGGUCCUUGGUCGGAGCAGUACAGUUCAUCUGGGAAAAGGUAUUUUUAUAACCGUGAAACUGAAGUUUCACAGUGGGAAAAACCUGCAGAAUGGAGGGAGUAUGAGAGGUCACUGAACGAAAGAGCCACAAGUCACAGUCCAAAAUCCUCAUCAUCUGGCGUUCGAGCUAGUGCAGUGAGUGCUCCACGCGUGCAGCAGUUUCCGAGUGCUAGCGUCAAGAAUGAAGAGAGUAAAAUUACUAGGAAAAUUAAAGAGGAGAAGUCUAACGGUGCACCAGCACAAAGUCCAGUUGUACAAGGUCCUGCAGCAAAACGCCCCAAAAUAGAACCCAAGGAAGAAGAAGAAGAAGAAGAUCCUAUAGGUCCAAUUGUUUUUAGCGAAGAAAAGUAUCGUCCAUUUUUAAACAAAGACAUUGUAAAUGCAUCGACGAAAUCACUAGCUGAUGAGCUAAUACAGUCUUCGUGGAUGGCGCAUAAUUUAACCAUGUUGAUUGUGAAUGUAUCUUGCGAUAUUCGUUGCGCUCAAUCUUUGGUAAGAACAGCGGAAAUGAGGUCUAGUCUUCUGGCACAACAACUUUUGUCUAUUUCUGAUCAUCUGCGACAACUUGAGUCAACUUUUAAUCUUCCAAAUCUUCCGCCUACAUCUAGUUUUCCUUGA
Messenger RNA from Enterobius vermicularis (human pinworm), 756 nucleotides. The record is from the annotation of a GenBank genome assembly. Lineage: Eukaryota; Metazoa; Nematoda; Chromadorea; Rhabditida; Oxyuridae.